AGGCUCCUGGAGAUCACCGAAGGGUCAGAAUUCCUGAGGCUGCAGGUGGAGGGAGGUGGAUGCUCCGGGUUCCAGUACAAAUUUUCACUGGACACGGUCAUCAACGCGGACGACAGGGUGUUUGAACAGGGUGGGGCCAGAGUGGUGGUUGACUCUGAUAGCCUGGCCUUCGUGAAGGGCGCCCAGGUGGACUUCAGCCGAGAACUGAUCCGAAGCUCAUUUCAAGUGUUGAACAACCCUCAAGCACAGCAAGGCUGCUCCUGUGGGUCGUCCUUCUCUAUCAAACUGUGACGAGAUGCCGGGCCCUGAGGUUGCCACCAGCUGUAGUAAUGAGAAACCCGGGAGUGGUAGAAUUCUAGAGGCUUCUGAUCAUAUCCUUUUCUCAAUUUUAUUCUCCUUCAUCCAGGAAUGUGUGUUUUGCCACUAUUAUUUUAAAAAUGUGAAGCUUUCACUCUUGGCCAAAAUAGCCUCCCUCCACCUGCCUUCUACAUGACACUAAGGCCAAGCUUCCAAAUGUUACCUCAGGCUCAGUUACUGCUUGAAACCCGGUAGAGCCGGGCGUGGUCCUGCUGGGAAGAAAGAAGGUGCACCUCUGCCCUCAGAGGGCUGUUGGUGUUGAUGAUAGUGCGGGGGAGGCUGAGGCAGGAGGAUCACUGUGAGUUCAAGGGCAGCCUGGGCUACAUGGUGAGUUCAGGACCAGCCUGAACUGCAUAGCAAGACCCUACCUCAAAAACAAACAAAAAAACCCCCAAUAUUAUGUAUAGAGCCUCAGAGCCCCAAAAUUUAGAGUGACUUUUUUGGCCUUCAAAACUGCUUAUACGUGCUUGUCUAACUAUGUAUAAAAACUCAUUGUAAAGAAAGUCCUUACUUACUUGUGUUCUAAAUGUGGGUCACAGAUUAGGGAGUUUGCACACCAGUUACUAGACCAGAACAGACGAGAAUGGGCAAAUGAAAUGUCCUUCUCAUCUCACACAUCUCGAAUGUGUUACUGUCCCUGCUAUUUUCUAACAUUGCCCGUUUGCCUCUUCCCGUGUGAUAGCGCGGCUGCAUUUUAUUGUCGUGCUUGUCAGUCUGCCAGGUUCAUAAAACCAGGAGCCUCUCUGCCAGAAGGCUUGGCCCAAACCCUGCUGGUACCGAAUUACUUGAAGAGGAGCUUCUCUGUACUCACAUAGACACUGAAGAAUCUGACCGUUCUGUGUCUGCAUCUUUUCAGGAAAUGUUGCUUCACCCGUCUUACUGUGGAAAAUGUCUUUGGUGUCAUGCAGAGCAGGCAGCAGUUGCUUCCCUAUGGUAGAUAGUAGACAGCGGCCUGUGGGUUAGAACGCCGGAUGCCUGGGUGUAUUUGCAUUUCAGAUAAACAGUAGCUCCUGCA
Molecule: messenger RNA, 1372 nt
Organism: Chinchilla lanigera (long-tailed chinchilla)
Lineage: Eukaryota; Metazoa; Chordata; Mammalia; Rodentia; Chinchillidae
Gene: Isca2
Product: iron-sulfur cluster assembly 2
Biological process (GO): iron-sulfur cluster assembly
Cellular component (GO): mitochondrion
Molecular function (GO): 4 iron, 4 sulfur cluster binding; 2 iron, 2 sulfur cluster binding; iron ion binding
Source: RefSeq, a predicted model, not a curated record